Messenger RNA from Porites lobata, 11415 nucleotides. The record is from the annotation of a GenBank genome assembly. Lineage: Eukaryota; Metazoa; Cnidaria; Anthozoa; Scleractinia; Poritidae.
AUGGACAAGAUUAAUUAUAGGCGGCAAUUCAGUUGGUCGACAGCUUCACGCGUGUGUUUUUCGUUUGGAGGAGACCUUGUAAGUGUGGCGAAUAAAAGGGAAAUGGAUUUUGUUCAUAACCUGUCUUCCAACAUCAUUGACAAUCCAUCCUGGAUUGGGCUGGUUUAUCGGUUUCAGAAAGAUGGAUAUUUAUGGAGCAAUGGAGAAUCCUUUAAUGAGUCUUUUCCUGUCAAGUGGCUCGGUAACAGAUCGAGUACUGCAUGUGAAGACAAAUGUGUUGAAAUCUUGGGAAAUGGUUGGAACCUUACCAAAUGUUGCAAGGAAAACAAAUACUUCAUCUGUGAAAGGGCGAAAGGUAAGUUGUUCCCAAGAAAGCACUUGAUAAGAAAAAAUAAAGCAUAGGCAGCGUUGUGUUUUUGAGAUAAAAACGUCAUAGGCUACAGCAAAAACCACUGACGAGUAUCGGAUCUUCUGUAAACAAAUAUUAGGAUACAAAUAGAUUUUGCUAUUCCUUUUUAUUUCAUCUCCGUAUUCUCUCAGUCUCCUUGCUGUAAGGAUCAGUUUACAACUGCUGUGUUUGAGCCACGCCCAGAUGCCAUAUUCUGAUAUCUUUUAGGGGUGUAUUUUGAAAAUUUCCGACUAGCACCUCCACACGUUUAUGGAGAAGCACCUCCCCCUCCAAGAACAAGUCAAAGCUUUUAAAUAUAAUUGGUCCCGGCUGUUUUGAGCAGUUUUGCCAAAGAUUAAACUUUUAAUGCAAAACUACGGAAAAAACAGUUGAGUAACAAAUACAUCUUAUAAUUUUUGGCGAGACAUCUCGACUGGCUUUAAAAAGGCACCAAAACAGCUCUUAUGGCAACAUCUAAUAUUCUAUAAUAUGAUCAUUAUAUUAUUUUAGAUAAGAGCCGGCUACCAAGUGGUAUCAAUCCACAAAUUAAAUCUUAAACACCAACAGGUAGGACGAGCUCCCCCAAUUUUUUUUAGGUGACUCCUUCCCCGAGGAAUUGUUUUGCUUUCGUCUUUUCUACAGUUAUCGCCAAAAUUACUUCGAGUUUUAAUUGGUUCACUGCUCACGUCUUUCCUCUUGUUAGAUUGGUAUGUGUGAUCAAAUGAUGACCGGUGAAAUUAGGGAAUAAUUUCACGCGUGUUUUGUCCAAAUCGUACUAAUUUAGGCAAGGGAAAUUACUCCCUAAUUUCACGAGUAUGCCAUUUGAUUACAUAUUAAUAUCAUGGGUGACGAAUUAUUCUCACAAUCGCAGGUUUUUGACAUGUUUAUCAAAUGAUCAUCGAUCGAGAAAUCUGCUUAAGUUCGUGAGUUUUAGACUUUUGCGACAAAGUUCCUGAUAGAAUCGCUCUUGAUGUGCUCUUUCGUGUGUUUCUGACAUCUUCAUUUCUAACAUUUUUAAAACUUUGCCACCAUCUCGGUAUUGAGACGUACCGAAGGUUGUCAUGGCAAUUUUGUAAUUUCACAUGUGAAAUUAUAAAUAAUUGCUGAAAUUUCGCGCCAAAAUUAAGGAGUAAUUUGUCAACCAUAAUGUGAUCAGAUUAACCUUCUUGGUUUAAUGUAAUACUAACAGUUCUUUAAACUAGGUCCACUGGCUUGCUCUACCGGUUGGUAUCUUAAUGGGUCAUCUUGCCACAUAGAAAAUAAAAAAAAUACAUGGAAAGGUGCUCAAAAGGGCUGUUUUAACUUCGGAGGAGGUCUGGUGAAGAUAGAUAAUUACGAUCAGCGCUGGUUUUUGAUUCGUUUCCUGGAAAUUUCUGGUCUAAAGAAAGCGGAAAUAGAUGUAAGUACGAGUUAUUUACUGCAGGCAUCACCAGGUGUUAAAAUCAAGCGCAGCGACAUGCUUACUCAUGUCUUCUUUUUGUGUAAAGAAUAGAGAGAAGUCACUACGUCACAUUGCAUGGAAGCAAAAUUUCUGAAUCUUAACAAACCUUUCUCGCGCAGAUGUGGCGGCCAUGUCAAUCAGCGCGCACGCAUCAAUCUUCUCUGAUGAGCCGAAGUCGAUUAAUCGGGGAAAGAACCAAUACAAUUUUAUAGUUGCUGAGUUGUUUGAAUAUUCUCCCGUACGUGAUUGCUCUUUCCUGCCUUUCUUCCAUCGUUCGAGAAUGCAAAUGGCCGUCUCCCUCAAGAGGAUUUCCCAGCCAUAGCUAUAGUUUGAAUAGGUCGAAACUUGAAGUGAGUCAGUAAGAUUACUUUUAGCAUGCUGUCCCUGAGAGACUGUAUCUUAUUCUCAGAAAACUCAGCAAAGGUGUUCGCGAGAUCGUUGUCGUUUGCGUGCGAUGGUAGUUUUGGUGCUGCCUUGAGAUGCAACAGGUUUUCAAACGUUGAGAACAAUACCCGCGGAUUAGAACUAUUGUCUUUAAUGGUGUCUGCACAAAACUUCAUCCUUGAGUUUGAAAUUAGCCUGUUAACGCAUUUGCAUUGCUUAACAAACACUUCCCUAGUAGUCGUAAGUUUGUUUUUCCGCCAUAUCCUCUCCAGUCACCUUCUUUAUACUUUUUCCGCUCUGAUCUGAUCGUUAUACCACGGCGCAGCGGGUCGUAUAGUAACAACACGUUUCUUAGCAGGCGCGUGUUGCUCAAGUAACCCCGAUAAUGUUCUGUCAUAGCAGUCUACGAGAGAAGAGACCCUCUCAAACUUGUUAUAAUUUGCUAAUUCUGAUUUUCGAAUAUUCUAGAUAAAGCAUUCUCUAUCAAUUGACCGCAGUUUCCUAUAUGUUAUUUCCAGCCUUUUAAAAUCUGGUUUCUUGAUAAACAACCCACAAUGCACAGCAGAAUGGUCGUAUAUGACUGGAUCAGACACUUUGAUGUAUUUUAUAAAGUUAGCAUUGGCUUUGGUGAUCACUAGGUCUAGGGUAUGUCCAUUUUUGUGGGUGGAAGCACUAAUGUGUUGUAUGAGAUUGAAAGCUUCAAUUAAACCCAUAAAACGAAUAGCAAAACGGUCAGUUGGGACGUCGAGGUGGAAGUUAAAAUCUCCAGUUAUUAGGAGCAGUCCAUUAGUACCAGCCAGUACUUCUAGAAAUGGUCUUAAAUCUUGAGAUAUUUUUUAAAUCGCGAAAAACUUGAAAAUAAAGACCCACGAAAUUAAAUACUAAUAAGGUACUUAUUUUUCUUUUUGAUUUGAUCAUAAGUAAUUAAAAUUCAAGGGUAGCCUUGGUUUUCGCGACGCACGUCUCAGAAAGGCUUCUCGCUGAAUUAUGGCAUAGUCAUGUUAAUGCCCAAGAAAUACCUUCCAUAUAUGUCGGAAAAAAAAAAAAAAAAAAAAACAGCGGACGGAACUCCCACGGGUUAUUUCAGGUCGUCUGGCGAACAGACUUAGAAGUCUAUUUGGAACGAACACAAAAUAAUUACGUGGAGUUGUUGGACUUAUAUCUACGCCGAAUGCCUUAUCUAAAUACAUUAUUCGAUGAGGUAGUUAGCCUGCAAGGGACCUGCAAAAACAAUUCUCUCCCAGGGUCCCACGGAAAAAGCUUCAACUUGUCGCAAUUCUCUCCCUGCGUGUGAAAAAGUCUUUCCUUACAAUAAAGGAAUGUGCUAUUUGUAGAUCGCUCGUCAAAUUGAUAGCGGAGCUCCACGCGCACGCUUCGCGCGCGUGUGGGCGGAGUCCCAUAGUCCCGAGAGACCGUCCGUCUGCACUACAGGAAAACCAAUGUUUACUUUCACACUUUCUAACUUCUUUUGGGAGCCCAUGAGAAAACUGAUUUAACGUCAAUGUUGUGAUCUAUUGACAGCUGUUGAAACAAGGUAUCCGCUGACCAGUAUUACCUGACCGUAUCGCGGGCUCAGGUGUCGACCCAUUGAGGUCGAGUACUUUUUGAAGUUAUCCGCUGAAAAGUUACUAGUUUUCAAAUGAUCGCAGGCUCAAGUUUAUAUUUUUAAAAAAUUCAUAUGAAAUAUGUUGUGUUUAUGUCACUAUGACCCCGCACUAUUAAGAUUUUGAUUUCAAUCCAACCUCGUACGCGAAAAUUGAGCCGGUUAUUUAGAACUACAGGCGGGGAAGACCUUUUCUUACCAAGGUCACGCGUUGGUCACGCUUUACGUCCAAUUUUUAUGCUUUGAUAGGUCAAACCUGACAAGUGAGUUCAUGAGGAAAACUUAUGCAGCAUCUUGAAACCUGUUCACUGAAGCUGACAGACUUUUGUGUCAACUGCUGAUGUUUUUAACUGUCUUUUUGCCCUGGAUGUACAAAAUGAAAUACAGCUGCUAUCAAGAGUCUUCUGUUAUUCAUGGCUAGUUUGUUUAUCGGUUUUCUGGUUGAGAGAUGCGUGGCUUGUCAAAGUCCGAAAUCCGAUUUCCGAUGGCAUCGUUUUCGUUUUUCACAUUGCUUGAUGCAUAAAAGAGGGUUCAAAAGUCUCAAGCGAUUCCGGCCUUACUUGAUAGCUUUCAGGAGCUGCAUCUCGAAUGGUAAGCCUGAGUAAUUAUUGUAUUUGACGUUUGUUUUUUUUUUUAUAUCUAAUUUCGUGAAGUCGAGCACCGUUUAUGCGGCAAGUUUAUGCACGUUUGUAAGAUCUGAGACAAUGAUCUGACCUAGUAACAGGUUUGAGAUAAGCUUACAGAACUUUAAAAAGCCUUUAGAUAUAUUUUCUCAACGCAAUUAGAAAGAAAACGUUUCGAAGAAUAGUUAAUUAUAAAUUUGGCUGUAGAAAGAAAACUUUGAGCGAUUUUCUUGCCUCGAGUCAUCUUUGAAAAACAGCAAACACCGGGAGAUCGGCUUCACAAAACGUAAACUUAAGCUUUAAGCUUUAAGACGCAGGAUUUUUAGAAACAUUUUAAUACUUGUCCUCGUGAAUGUAAAUUGUUGUCUCUGUAAAUGUUUCACCGAAUUAUAUUUCCUUUAUUGAUUUUUAGUAGUCUCUCUUGCAAUUUUAAUCGCUGUGCCGUUUGUUUUCAGUCGUUCAUGAACAUCGCUCGCAGGAGUACUCAAAAUACCGCGCAUAUCAAGAGCUUUUUAAGAUUACACAUCGUUACAAAACCAUUCAAUAAAAAAAUAAACAUGAUAAAUUCUUUAUUAUGUCGAAGCGUAACUCUCUUAAUGUUCAUUGCUAAUUUGGCACUCGUCAAAAGUGAGAACCGGCUGGCCGUAUAGGUGAUUUUGGAAAUUUUUUGAACGGUUUCGCUGAAAGCCCACGAUUGAUCGUCCUGAAUAUUGACUGAUUGCAAUUUGUCUUGAAAAAUUGUGAAAUACUGCAUUCUGUCCGAGGUCUGUAUGAUAAAUAGUACUGUUUCACCUGAGAUGUGAUGUAUAUAAAGUAUAAAAGGCUGAUUUACCACCGCCAGAUUUGUUGGCAAGAUUUCGUAAAGUAAACUUAUCCAGGGUUCGCACAGUCUUGAAAAGUCCUUGAAUUUUCUUCAACUUUGAAUUUAGUGGCAUGGAAGUGUUUUUUGAUGAUUUUUGGUUGUCUAAGACAGAAUAAGGGGUGGCGAAUGGUAAAAUCCGAGACUCGCCGAGACGCCGAGAUCCUAGCUAGAAAUCCGAGCCCGAGACUCUUUGGUAAAAGUUUGGAGACUCAAAAAAGUAAAAACAAACCAUGCAAAAACGAGACUUCGAGACUUAUCAAAAACGUUUCCGAGAUUUCGAGAUCCUGCCAAACUUUUCCGAGACGCAAGUUUUUUGAGGUACCAUUCGCACACUCCUAGAAUAUGAAUCAUAACUCAGAGCAUUUAAAGGUUAUUUACACAAAGUGCUCAAUUUUUUACGCAAUAAUUAACUAACUUAAUUAAAGUUAAGUGAACUGAAAAAUGUUGAGAAGUUGGUGAGGCAAACAGUUCAAGCCUAAGGCUGCGUGCAAACGGGCGCAACAACUCCCAACAUUGUUGCGCCAACAAUGUUGGGAGUUGUUGCGUGCGUAUUGGCAGUGGUGUGCAAACGGAAGCAACAACUCCCAACAAGUUUGGGACCUUCGGUGCAUCGUGGGAAGAAUACAACCCCUAAGUCUUUGUAAUCCAUGCGAAAUGAGAGUGCGUGGCCCCAACAAUGUUGGAAGAGCUGUGCAAACGGAUCCAAUAUUGUUGCGCUACGCUUCGGCGAUCACGGAACAAAGAAAAUGUUGGGAGUUGUUGGCUGAAAAGUUUGAUCGGUUUCAAACUUUGCGCAACAACACGCAACAACAUCCAACAACAUGCAACAAGGUAUGCAAACGGACGCAACAUGUAACAUCCAACAUGUUGCGUCCGUUUGCACGGGGCUUUAGAGCCUUAUAAGAAUAGACUGGAAAUGUGCAUUUUUGUACAAUCUUUGAAAUUAUAUUCCUAGUAGGUGGUCCUUGAAAAGUCCUUGAAAAAUGAUUGCAAUUAUUUGUAUGAACCCUGUUAUCGAAAGCAAAAAAUUUGGCCUGAUUUGUUUUCCAGGCCUAAUCUACUGUGAUCAAGAGCCAUUAUAGCUCUUGAAUGUGAUCGAAGAUGAUUGCUAUUUUUUGGGGUGUACGAAUAAGGCUAUCAACUCGAUGUAAGAUGUUUCACUCUAAAAUCACUUAGCCUUUCCCUCACACAUGAAUGUGCCCUUAAGUUGACUGAUUUGUGGAUUACAAAUUUAUUGUUUGAUUUAAAUUAUAAAUUUAUUAAUGGGAGCUUCGUUUUUAGCCCUGGCUAAAUCUAUAUAUGACAGUCCAUUUGGAUAGUAACAAACCCUUUAUAUGCAAUGUCCGACAGAAAUAAAACUGAAACUUUAUUUGCUUUGCAAGGUUUAAGGGACAGAAAAUUACUGUUUACAAAUAACUGUAUUUGAAACCCCAGAAAUUGACCCUGUCACAUUUUAUAGGUUUAGAGCGACAAUAAUACUGUCAUGUUAUAUUUUUGGGGAAAAGCCGGGGGGGGGGAGGUGUGUUGUGCAAAGUCCCAGUUAAAAAUAAUGCUGGAUCAAUCGAAGUUUCUGGGUAACUGCUGUCAACCUACCCCUCCCCUAAGUCCACAUCAACACUUACUUCUCAUUUAGGGCAAAAUUGUGACUCUAAACUAAUGACAAUCAUUUCUUCUUUCAAAAGGCGAACUUGCCUAUCUAGCCCGGUUUGAAAACGCGCAGCGGCGCAGACCAAUGAACCCCCAUUUAAUAUGGGGGCCUUGUUUGCACUUCGACUAGAUUUGUUAAUGCCUUGUCUGUGUCCAUUUUUAAGUACGUGUGGGUUGACAACACCGGGAACUCAUCAAAAUGUAGACGAAUGAAGACAGACACCGGAACGAUAGAGGAGCCCGACAAUUGUGAAGAGCAGUAUCUGCACUAUGUUUGUGAAAGGCCAGCCGCCUUAACAAUAAGUAAAUACAAAUUUUAUAUGAUCCAGUUCUAUUUAAGGUUUAGUUAAGACACGGGGGGAGGCUUCCCAAUAUUAAAAGAGGGGGAUGCUCGACGCUCUUGUCUAGGGGCACGUGUAAAUUGCAGAUUUUAGUGUCAUUAACGAGUUUAGAACUGAAAGCCAUAUUUGGACCCACACAAGUAGAGCUUUGCGCCAAGAAAUGACGGAAGAAGAAGAAGUAAAGAAGACGAGCACAGUUCAAACGUCAAACUUUUUAUGUACCGAACUUGAUACCUAUGAUACAAGUUCUAUGGUUGUCUCAGUCGUCGACCUUCAACUAAUCGGACUCAAUUCAUUUUCACCAUGUUUGCUUACCAGAAUAAUAAUUUGUAGUAAUUAAAGCAUAAUUAGGUUCGGUAUAUGAAAAGUUAGACUUUUGAAACGAAGUCGCUCCACAGUCGAAAUUCCUAUGUGGGCCACUCGAUCUAAAUUCAUGUGUCGACCCAAAUUAGAUAUGUCGGACUUAAUUGAUUCGAACGACGAUUGAAGGGAUUAGGUUCGAUACAUGUAAACUGGGCCUAAGCUGAUUCAAUCACAACUUCUUUAUCACAAUUAAAAUUACUAUAGCUCUUAUUUAGCUAUUUGCUUUAGUAAUAGGCCCUGUUCAGAAGCCGAACUUUUCAUGAGCUGAACCUAAUACUUUGAAUUAAGCACAUGAAACUGGUUCGGCGUCUGAAUCAAUUACGAACGCCUUUUUUAAUUUGGAACGGCUCAGCCGUUUUUUUUUUCGCCUAGCCCGGCAGGGAAUUUCGUCUUUGGAGCGACUCUGGAACGGCUUUGAUUCAGACGCCGAACUUUUCUUUUCCCGAACCUUAAUGCAUAAAUUAUUAUAAAAUAUUUUGUAAGCAGUUUGACCGACAUGAGCUUUUGAACUUAGUUUAGCUGCAAUUAACAUCGGCGUCUGAAUCAAUUCAGCCGGUCUAAAUAAUUUGGGUAGGCCUUAAUUCGAAUUAGGUUCGGCUCAUGAAAAGUUCGGCGUUUGAACCGGGCCUUAGGUAUCUUUUAGGCUUCAAAUGAAGCUACAUAUACAGCUACGUCACAGAUUGGUGUCCUUUUGGGGUUUUUAAUAUUCCCAUUUUCCGACUAGUCAGACUUGCACUGCGUAUGCCCGGGUUACUCGGAGUUUGUUCUGUCGUGAAUUGUAAUAAUAUCUUGAAUUGUAAUAAUAGUUGUCGUAAAUUGUAAUAUCUGUCGUACUAAUUGUAAUAACAGUUGUCGAGAAUUGUAAUGACAGAUGUUACAAUUCACGACAGAACAGAGUUCCCAGGGAGUUAAGGGGAAGAACAUUUCGAUUUGCGAGCUAAAGUGAUAUUGACAAAAAACAUUAAAGAAAAAGAAAAAGAAUGACUCAUUUUUCCUGCUGGAGUCAUUGUUGAGUAACUUUUUUAUAGUCCCUAUUAUGUUGCGUUUUUUAUACAUCUUUUUUUUCUUAAUUCCUCAAAAAAACAUUUUUUUUUGUUUGGGGGUCUAAUUUUUGCGUUUCCAAUUAACUUUUAGCCGAGAGUCCCUUGUUCCUCAUCAGGCAAUUUUUAAUGAAAGAUACCGCAUACUGUAUUAGUAUAUUACUGUAUUAUAUUAUUGUCAGUUUAAUAUUCUGCAUUUCCCUUUAGGUAAUUUGUGUUAUCAGUACCCAAGCAAGAAUUCAUCGGUUCCCAUCACAACCAACUGCUUAUUCCCAGAAAACCUUUGUUUCAUGUUUGAGAACAAAACGGAGAAUAACGAACAAGUCACUAUUCAAGGCUGCAUAUCUGCUGAUCAAUGCAGACUGUUUGAUGACAAACGUUUACAAUGCUGUGACGGAGAUUUUUGCAAUACUAGUAGGUAUCAUGGUUAUAGAAACGCAAUAGGUUGGUUCUUCAUCAAAAGGAAAAUAGCGCGAAGUUAAGGUUUUAAGUCAUGGUGAAGAGUGGAAAACUGAUCGGAAAGCAAAUAUGGUGUACUCUUACUGAUUUUUUCUUUCUUUUUAUUUUUAAUUGUUACCUCUUUUGAUUAUAAUGCAUCUUCAUUUCGCAACUUGUAAGUCUUCCGCCAAUCUACGGAUGACUGGAUUUGCAAAAGCAUGUCUUUUUUUUUCACUUACUUUCUAUUUAUCUAAUUUGUACCGACUAUUUACUGAAUAGGCUGCAGUAGAUAGUGUGGGUUGUCUUAGACUUUUUUUGGCUGGCUUGAGCAACGUUUUCCGCGGGGCAUCAUUAAGCCUUAUGAAGGAACAAUUCUCACGACUGGCAAAGUCUGCUGCGUCCAAUAUCCGGGCUACACGGAUGAUGUCCGGGCUACACGGAUGAAAGACUGAUCCCGGGCUUGAGACGGAAAGAUUGGAUACUGCGAGCUUUGUUGUUGGCAGUAACAAGUCUUUGGCCUCACAAAGUAGGUUCUAAGGAUGAAAUCUGUUCGGCGACAUGGAAAUUGACACCGAUUUCUGACCAGGUCAAAGACAUAGUAAAAAAUUGUUUGGAAGACGGGAACUGCAUGUCUUUUUUUCAACCAUUGGUUUACAUCCGGGAUCUUGAAUAAAUCGAUUGUGUGAGUCGAGAAAAGUUCCAUGUGACGAUUUAUGUGGAGAAAGCGAGAGUUUAACGGAGUAAUAUCAUAGGUGACGAAUUACUCCUUAAUUUUGGCCCGAAAUCAUCAGCGACUUUUCACAUGUGAAAUUACAAAAUUGCCAUGGCAACCUUCCGUACUUCUCAGUGUCAAGAUGGCCAGUAAUGAAGAUGCCAGGGCAUAAAAAGACGCUUUAGAAAACCUGCACACACGAAAGAGCACAUCAAGAAGGACUCUAACAGGUGUUUUGUCGAAAAAUUCUGCAGUUAAGCCAAAUUUUUAAAGCUCUAAACGUUCGAGAGAGGGGAGUUCUCUAUCGAUGCGAUCCGGGAUAAACAUGUCAAAAAUCUAAGAUUGCUAAGUGAACGUAAUUCGUCACCCAUGAUAUUAAUAGGUAAUCAAAUAUUAAUGGUAUACUCGUGAAAUUAGGGAAUAAUUUCACUUGCGUUUUGUCCAAAUCCUAGUAAUUUCCCUCGCCUAAAGGCUCGGGAAAUUAUAAGGAUUUUAGCCUGCAAAACAGGCGUAUUUUGGAGCGCGAUCUAUGAAUUGUUUUCCGGAAUGACGUUGACCCACCAUCUUGGACGUCAAAUAAAUACUACCAAAGAGUUGGGACGAGUCAAAAACUGAUUUUAAGGGAGAGUUUGAUGCGUUUAAAAUAGCGGAGGGGGAGGGGGAAGGGAGGAAAAAACUCUCCUGUCGCCUACACCCUCCCCCUUCCACCGCCCCUCCCCCUUAGUCUUUUCCGUUGCUGUUCAAGAUGGCGGCCACGAUCAAUGUAGCUCCGAGUUUUCGUUAAAAAACGCCUGCUAUGCAGGCUAUAAGGAUUUGGACAAAACACGCGUGAAGUUAUUCCCUAAUUUCACUUGUCACCAUUUGAUUACACAUAAUAAUUUGACUAUAUUUCGCUCGUAUUAAGUUUGGAAGUAUUAUGAGUGGUUUUCGGAAGUUUUGUGAUUGCCGCGAAAGUCAUUUAUUGUGUGAUUUACCGAAAGUGUUGACAGACUAAUCUCAGGUACGUGCGGUUGAGCUCGUGUUACCAGAAUACUUUGUGCCAAGCAUAAAAACGCUUCGUGAGUGUUUAGUUUAGGUGAUUUUGUCUUUGAAAGCCUAUUCUGUACUCAAAGAUUGUGCAUUCUUGAUCUGUUUUCGGCCGACACUGAGCCAUGGGCCUCACGAUUUGACUGACUAAAAGAUUACAAUUUCUGGACGUUUCAAAUGUUGUUUAUUUCAUCGCAAAACCGUGUUACUUCCUCUGCGAGAGAACUUUACCGUCUAUUGCCAGCAAUAAUACUGUCAUUGUUUAGCCUCAGCUAGUGACUUUUAACUGCUUUCCAUUCCAGUAAGAUGUCAAAUUGUUAAAAUGCACUUGAAAUUUCUUUAGCCACGUUUUAUCAAAUCCAGUCAGAUAUAAUAUAUAUAUAUUUUAUUUGCAGUCAUAGAAAACACGACGCCCGCAUCUGUACCAGAAAAUAACAACGUUAUUUACAUUUCACUUGGUGUCACCUCCGCUAUUUUGCUGUUGUUGUUCGCUAUUUUCGUCUGGUGCUACAGAAAAAGAAAGAAAAGGUUUGUGGAGCUCUGCUAA